AUGUCGCUUUUCGCCGACAUUUUCAAACUGGUCUACGCCACCUAUCGCCAAUAUUUGUACACGAGCCUCGCGAUCAUUGGUCUCGUCUGGAAGCGGCUCACCGAAGGCGACGACUACUUCCGCGAGUACACUUAUCCGAAGCCCGAUUGUCUGACGUAUGGAUGGAAUCACAAGUACGUCCAGCUCAAGAACGUGCGAAUGCACUACGUCGACGAGGGCGACGUCGACAGCAGCGACGACGUGCUUCUGAUGGUGCACGGUUUCCCCGAGUUCUGGUACUCGUGGCGAUUCCAAUUGAACGGUCUGAAGCACGCGUUUCGAUGCAUCGCCAUCGACAUGCGCGGCUAUAAUGAGACCGACAAGCCGACGACGACGUCCGACUACAAUCUGAAAUUUCUGAUUGAAGACAUUCGCGAGUUCAUCGACAAAUUGGGCCUUCGACGUGUCGUCCUCGUCGCCCAUGAUUGGGGCGCGAUUGUUUCAUGGAGGUUCACGAUGCUCUACCCCGAGAUGGUCCACAAGUUGAUCAUUCUCAACGUGCCUCAUCCGGCGGCGUUCUUCAAAGUCUACACGGAGAGCAAAGAGCAGCGCGCGAAGAGCUGGUACAUUUAUCUAUUCCAAUCAUCGACGAUUCCCGAGUUGGCGAUGCGCGUCAAUCGAAUGGCGAUGCUCGAGAAGAUGUUUCGCGGGCGGAAGGCGGGAAUUCGAAAUUCGAAUAAUUUCACCGACGAGGACAUGCUGGCGUGGAAGCACGUGUUCAGCCAAAAACACGCCAUCACGGGACCAUUGAACUACUAUCGCGAGAUGUUCAACGCGCCGACGAUUGCCAGCGAGAAGAUGCGAAUUCGGCCGCCGGUUCUCAUCAUUUGGGGCGAACGCGACGCGUUUCUCGACAAACGCGGCGCCAUCGAAUCGGUCGACUAUUGCCGCUACGCGCGCGUUCAUCUGAUUCCGACGGCGUCGCAUUGGGUUCAGCAAGACGAGCCGACGCUCGUCAAUCAUCUCAUCGAGGAGUUUGUGCGCGACGACGUCGAUCGCGUCAACUAUCGCAUCAUCAGGGAGCUCGAGAAGUCGAAAAUUUGA
Messenger RNA from Caenorhabditis bovis, 1083 nucleotides. Lineage: Eukaryota; Metazoa; Nematoda; Chromadorea; Rhabditida; Rhabditidae. The record is from the annotation of a GenBank genome assembly.